AUGAGACGCUGUGACAACGUUUACAACGGUUUUAAGUGCCUCAAGUGUGGACUGUGGUUUUGCCGGAAUUAUCUCUUUGAACAGCACAACCGUCGUGUGCACAACCAUCUGGGCGAUUUCAUUGUCCUGCCGGCCCUUUCCCCCGAAACGCUGCUGUACUUGAACGAAACCAAGGAAACACCGUUCGCGAUCAUGCACAUUCCGACAAGCGAGAAUCGGCUGCUGAUGCGGUUAACCAACGUCGAAACUCACUGCACGGCUAGGAUAGCGACAGAAGCGGACUUACUGCAACACCGCACGAAGCAGGAUAAUGAGGCGGUCGAGAUGAUAGGGAUUGCCAUCGUGCUCGAUAUCUAUCCGAACCGGGACCGUACGGGGACAGUGAGCUAUGGUAUUGUGUCGAGAAUUAAUGCAAAGCUGCUCCAAACCAGAUUCUUCUGCAAACCACCGCAGCACACGAAACAGAAUACCAAUCGCAUCGGUUACAGUUCAGCGGCACAUGUGAGAUCUCCCCAUACAUUGACCCACAACAAUCAUUCGCUGGAUGGAGGCGGCGUAUUUCAACAUUCUCAUAAUCCCUUUUGCGAUGAACUCGAGAGGCUGACCAGUUUACUGUGA
Molecule: messenger RNA, 618 nt
Organism: Anopheles aquasalis
Lineage: Eukaryota; Metazoa; Arthropoda; Insecta; Diptera; Culicidae
Source: RefSeq, a predicted model, not a curated record